CCCCACCCUAACGACCAUCACAAUCCUCCACUUGUUCAAUUUCACCUCUCUUUUGUCUCUUCUGUACUUUCCAAAAUUCUUAAAACUCUACGUAAUCAACAUCUUUUUUUUUUCCUUCUAUACAGAUUAAUUUGGAUCGCAGAUAAGGCAGCGUUUCGAUAGGGGCCAUGGAAAUUCCGGUUAUCAACAGAAUAAGCGAUUUUGAAGCGGGCAUAAACUCUUUAAACAACCCAUCUUUCCUUUCCCAAGUUUUUUCCCUUUCUGGGAUUGAGAAAAUCUACGAAGCUUAUAGUUUUUGGAAAUGGGGAGCUCUGAUUCUUGCCCUAGUAGCGUCCUUAUCUACCAUAAUCAAUAGACUCAAGAUUUUGAUCAUCAGAUUCCGGCGAGACCAUUCUUUACCAUCUCAACCUCUUCUUCAUGACACCGAUUUCGACACUGACACGGAUUGCUCCUGCUCAUCUUCAGAAGACGAACGAGAAUACGAGGAGCCGUCGACUUCUCAGAGCUGGAGACAAGUUGAUGAGAAUUUUCGGGUUAGAGGGUCGGCUCAUUGUAUCGACGACCAGUGGCAAAACCGUAAAUUUACCCUUCGAAAGCGGCGAAGCAGCAUCGGGGACUUGUUCUCUUGGGCUGAGGAGCUAACCAGCGGAAAAAGCGUGGUGAAGCUAUGGGACAACCUAGGGUUAGGGUUCGGUUUGGACCUCGAUGAAAGCGACAACGUUUUAAACGUGUACGACGUUAACAAAGAAACAAAACUCACGUCCUUUUUUGGCGGGAAAUGUAUUUUCCAGGCGGUUUCGGCACCGUCCUCGUCGUCCGCGGUUGUCGUAAGCGCUGGCGCUGAUUCAUCAUUUCGACGAGUCGCUGUCAGCGCGUGGGACACGCGCCUUCCUUGUCGAAUACCGUCGAUUCUAGCAGAAUGGAGGCCGAAAAAGUCUGUGGAGAAAAUCGCAGCGGUCAAUGCCGGCGGCGUCGAGAAGGUUUACAUCAGGGAUGACGUCACGGGGGAGUUAACGGUGGCUGAUAUGAGGAAGGUGAGCUCGCCAUUGAAGAGUUUAACAGAAUCUGACGUGGAUACUUGGUGGGAUGCUAACGCCGUCAUCGUCUCGGACGAGUCCGUUGACGAGUCAAUUCAGUGACUCAGUUAACACCUCCAUUUAGAGUAAUAAGACUUGAUUGAAUUCAAAUGUGAAAAAAUCGUAGGGGAGUGGAUGGAGGGACACUUUUGUAAAUAAUCAUAUCAUCCUUAUUUUUUAUUUUCCAAUGUUGUAGUAAUUUGAUUGCGUAUCCUUUGAUUCAGUAAAACCACAACCACUUGCUUAGAAUUGGAUA
This is a messenger RNA of Theobroma cacao (cacao), 1332 nucleotides long. RefSeq lists its product as uncharacterized. NCBI's taxonomy places the organism in Eukaryota, Viridiplantae, Streptophyta, Magnoliopsida, Malvales, Malvaceae. The record is from RefSeq and is a predicted model, not a curated record.